Melozone crissalis (California towhee) is the source of this 1613-nucleotide messenger RNA. Its product is annotated as mothers against decapentaplegic homolog 4-like. Gene Ontology annotation, cellular component: heteromeric SMAD protein complex. Lineage: Eukaryota; Metazoa; Chordata; Aves; Passeriformes; Passerellidae. Gene Ontology annotation, biological process: cell differentiation; BMP signaling pathway; regulation of transcription by RNA polymerase II. Gene Ontology annotation, molecular function: I-SMAD binding; DNA-binding transcription factor activity, RNA polymerase II-specific; RNA polymerase II cis-regulatory region sequence-specific DNA binding. The record is from RefSeq and is a predicted model, not a curated record. The coding region runs from base 122 to 1594 and encodes 490 amino acids. The transcript has 12 exons.
AGGAAAAUCAGGGCUCUGCAGGCACGGCAGCAGCACCGUGAGCCGGAGGAGAUGCGGCGGGAGCCGGGCCGCGAGUGACGGCAGCCGGGGCCGGUGCAGGGUGACCCUCUGGGGACACGCCAUGUCCCUGGGCGGCGACAGCGGCCCCGGCAUCGUGCACAGCCUGCUGUGCCACCGGCAGGGAGGGGACAGCGAGGCCUUCGCCCGCCGCGCCAUCCAGAGCCUGCUGAGGAAGCUCAAGGAGAAGAGGGACGAGCUGGACGCGCUGGUGGCCGCUGUCACCUCCGGAGGGGCCCAGCCCGGCCAGUGUGUCACCGUGCAGAGAACGCUGGACGGGCGCCUCCAGGUGGCCGGCAGGAAGGGUUUCCCUCACGUCAUCUACGCGCGGCUCUGGCGCUGGCCCGACCUGCACAAGAACGAGCUCAAGCCCGCCCGCUUCUGCCGGUUCGCCUUCGACCUCAAGUGCGACAGCGUCUGCGUCAACCCCUACCACUACGAGCGCGUGGGGACCCCCGGCGGCGGUCUGAGCAUCCCGAGCACAGUGUCCCCCCCGUGCCCGGUGAAGGAGGAGCGUGCCCAUGAGUGUGUGGUGCAGAUGGAGACCCCCGGGUGCCCCCAGCGAGCGCUGCCCCCUGAGCCCCCCCGAGUGCCCCCCCGGAGCUGCCCGGAGCUGCCCCAAGCGACCCCCCAGGACCCCCAGGCCCACCCCGAGGGCCCCCCAGCACAGAACGGGUACCCCAAACCCCCCCAGCACGGUUCACCGCUGAGCUGGAGCCCCGCCACCAUCUACACCCCGACUUUGGGGGGGUCCCAGCCCCCUCCCCACCACCCUCCCGGCAGCCAGAGCCACCCCCAGCACUGCUGGCCCCCCAUGCUGCAGCCCCCCGUGUCCACGCACCCCGGCCCGGAGUUCUGGUGCUCCAUCGCCUACUUCGAGCAGGACGUGCAGGUGGGGGAGAUCUUCAAGGUGCCCUCGAGCUGCCCCUCGGUGGUCGUGGAUGGAUACGUGGAUCCCUCGGGGGGUGCCCGCUUCUGCCUGGGGCAGCUCUCCAACGUGCAGCGCUGCGCCGCCAGCGAGAGGGCACGGCUGCACAUCGGCAGGGGCGUGCAGCUGGAGCGCCGCGGAGAGGGCGAUGUGUGGAUGCGCUGCCGCAGCGAGCACGCCGUGUUCGUGCAGAGCUUCUACCUGGACAGGGAGGCGGGCAGGGCCCCCGGCGACGCCGUGCACAAGGUGUACCCCGGAGCGCACGUCAAGGUGUUUGACCUGCGGCAGUGCCACCGGCAGAUGCAGCAGCAGGCGGCCACGGCCCAGGCUGCGGCCACUGCCCAGGCGGCCGCGGUGGCCGGGACCAUCCCCGGGGCCGGGGCCGUGGGGGGCAUCGCCCCGGCCAUCGGGCUGUCGGUGGCCGCGGGGCUCGGCGUGGACGACCUGCGGCGCCUCUGCCUCGUUAGGCUGAGCUUCGUUAAGGGCUGGGGGCCCGACUACCCCCGCGCCAGCAUCACCUGCACGCCCUGCUGGAUCGAGGUGCACCUGCACCGCGCCCUGCAGCUGCUGGACCACGUCCUGCACGCCCUGCCCGACGCACACGCCUGAACCCUGCGAGGAAUGCCAA